AUAACACACACGCAAGGAUCGACCCUUAAAGAAGGCCUCUGAUAGGCUGAAAAAAGCAUGGCAGUUGACAUUCGAGUAAACAAAUUUAUUAGAGGAAACGAAAAAUCUAUUUAAAUUUGAUAACACUAGAUAAGUCAUGCCGAAAUAUUGGUGAUGAUCCGCUUAUCAGAGAUUACCAGAUAUUUUGCUGUCGUCAUCGACAUACGCUUGGAAACAAUUUAUAUUCAAACUGGAAGCCAUGGAUUGCCAAAAAAUUAUUGUUGACUGUGAUGCUGGUGCUGAUGAUGCUUUAGCUUUGAUAAUAUUGAUUGAAGCUCAUAAACUAAAAAAAGUAAAAUUACUUGCCAUCACUUGUGUGGCUGGAAACACUAAAGUGGAAAAUGUAGUAAAUAAUGUAUUCAGAAUAUUACACUUGUGUAAUAGCACAAACAUUCCAGUUUAUAAAGGAGCAUAUUCUCCAUUACUACAUGAUGUAGAUGCUGCCAAAAGAAUAUCAGAAAAUUUAUUUCAUGGUUCAGAUGGUUUUGGUGAUGCUUUCAAAGACAAACCUGAUAUAAGCAAACUCAAAGAGGAACAUGCUACACAGGCAUUGCAUCGUAUAGUUACUGAAAAUUAUGAAGAAGUUUCCAUUCUUUGUAUGGCACCGCUAACAAAUAUAGCACUUACAAUAAAAAUGUAUCCAGAUUUUGCACAUUCUGUUAGAAGAUUUUUUAUUAUGGGCGGUAAUUUUUCAGCUGUUGGUAACAUUACAUCCCAAGCAGAAUUUAAUUUUUAUUUUGAUCCAGAAAGUGUUCAUAUCGUAUUUUUUAAUGCUGCACAAAAAUUGUGGUUACUGCCAUGGGAAACCACUCUUAAAUCAUCAAUUUCUUUUGAAUGGAGAGAUAAUGUUUUUGGAAAAAUAGAUACACCAGCAGUUGAAUUGAUGAAUGCAAUAGAAGAAAACAUUUACAAAACAGAACAUAGAUUUAAAGAAAGUUACAACCCAUGUGAUUUUUUUAUUGCUGCAAUACUGUUAAGACCAGAUGUUGCUAAAGAUAUUGGAUUCUAUUAUAUUGAUAUUGAACUUGGUGGUACGAAAACAAGAGGUCAGGUUGUUGUGGAUCAUUUAAUGUCCCAUGAACCUAAUGCUUACAUCAUUCAAAACAUAGAUACUGAAAUUUGUAAGGAUCUAUUAAUGUUUGUGGCUAAUCCAAAUGCAGAAAGCAGUCAAGUUCUAUGGGAAUAAUUUAUUUUACACUCAU
Molecule: messenger RNA, 1241 nt
Organism: Phymastichus coffea
Lineage: Eukaryota; Metazoa; Arthropoda; Insecta; Hymenoptera; Eulophidae
Product: nucleoside hydrolase-like
Exons: 6
Coding region: 239-1225 (328 amino acids)
Molecular function (GO): hydrolase activity, hydrolyzing N-glycosyl compounds
Source: RefSeq, a predicted model, not a curated record